AUGUACUCCUUGAACAUCCCCGUGUCCGCCAUUCGCACCAAGAUCCGCCAGGAGUUCGAGAAGCACCGAUAUGUGAAGCAGCUGGGCGUUGUCGACGUGCUGCUGUUCCAGAGCCACUCCGAGUUCCAGGAAACCCUCAACUUUUGGAAGCAGCUGUCACAUGUGAUGAAGUACUUCCGGCCAGAGGAGGAGCCCGGUGCCCGUCUACCCCCCAACUUCAUCUCGGGCUUCUUGGAAGGCCGCAACUAA
This is a messenger RNA of Aspergillus melleus, 249 nucleotides long. RefSeq names its product putative NADH-ubiquinone oxidoreductase B14 subunit. The transcript is spliced from 2 exons. The record is from RefSeq and is a predicted model, not a curated record. Bases 1 to 249 code for a protein of 82 amino acids. Gene Ontology annotation, biological process: response to oxidative stress. NCBI's taxonomy places the organism in Eukaryota, Fungi, Ascomycota, Eurotiomycetes, Eurotiales, Aspergillaceae.